Salvia miltiorrhiza (redroot sage) is the source of this 1839-nucleotide messenger RNA. RefSeq names its product tetrahydroberberine oxidase-like. The transcript has a single exon. The coding region runs from base 36 to 1643 and encodes 535 amino acids. NCBI's taxonomy places the organism in Eukaryota, Viridiplantae, Streptophyta, Magnoliopsida, Lamiales, Lamiaceae. Gene Ontology annotation, molecular function: FAD binding; oxidoreductase activity. The record is from RefSeq and is a predicted model, not a curated record.
CUAGCUUCAUUCCACAAAGAAAUCAUCUCUCAACUAUGAAGACUCCAAGCAUUUUAUCUCUCACUUUCAUACUUCUUGCCAUCAUUUCGUGCUCUCGAGCAUCAUCUUGUGCUGAUGAUUUCCUUCAAUGUUUGCGCAAACAAUUCAACAACUACUCUUCCAUUUCCAACAACAUCUACACCCCAAUCAACUCUUCUUAUUCAUCUAUCUUGCAAUUAACCAUCCAGAAUCCGAGAUUCGCCUCAGAUCCUACUUCAUCACCGCUUAUCAUCAUCACCCCACAACACGAAUCACAAAUCCCACCUUUAAUCCACUGCGCCCAAGAGACUAAGCUGCAAAUUAGAACUCGAAGUGGUGGACAUGACUUUGAGGGACUCUCUUAUAGAGCACAACUCCCGUUCGUGAUCAUUGAUUUGAUCAAUCUUAGUGACAUAACAGUUGAUGUUGACAGAAAAACGGCUUGGGUCGGAGUUGGCGCAACCAUCGGUUCGUUAUAUUACACGAUCGCGGAGAGAAGUCCGAUUCUUGGGUUUCCUGCCGGCCUUUGCCCAACCGUUGGCCUCGGUGGGUACAUAAGUGGAGGAGGCUAUGGCACAAUGAUGAGAAAAUAUGGUCUGGCUGCAGAUAAUGUUAUCGAUGCCAAAAUAGUCGACGCUAAAGGCAGAAUUCUCGACAGAAAAUCAAUGGGCGAAGAUCUGUUUUGGGCCAUCAGAGGCGGCGGUGGCGCCAGCUUCUGUGUAAUUCUUGCAUGGAAGGUACAACUGGUGGAUGUUCCAAAAAGGGUCACUGUUUUCAGAGUGAGCAGGACGUUGGAACAGAAUGCAACACAACUCAUUCACCGAUGGCAACACAUAGCUCCAAACUUGGACAAAGAUUUGUUCCUCGGAAUCAUGUUAUCAGUGACAAAUUCCACGCAGAGAAGCAGCAUCACGAUCAAUGCUUCUUUUUACUCGUUGUUCCUUGGUGGGAUCGACAGAUUGCUCACGAUGAUGCAAGAAAGUUUCCCUGAGUUAGGGUUAGUGAGAGAAGACUGCGCGGAAGUGAGCUGGAUACAAGCAAUGGUGUUUAUAGCUAGUUUCCCCAUUGAAACUCCGCCACAAGUUUUACUGAACAGAGUUGUGCCCAACACAAGAAAACCCUUCAAAGGAAAAUCGAAUUAUGUGCAAGAACCCAUCCCCGAAUAUGGGCUUGAAGGCCUAUGGAGACUGUUCUAUGAAGAGGAAGCUGGGGCGACUAUGAUACUGAUGUCUCCACUCGGUGGAAGAAUGGCUGAAAUCUCUGAGUCCGCCAUUCCGUUUCCUCACAGAGCUGGUAACCUCUACAAAAUGUUGCAGGUGGUGUUCUGGGAAGAAGACGAGAAUCAAGAUUCAUACAAGUUUAUAAAUUGGGCUAGGAGGCUCGACGCUUACCUGACUCCCUAUGUUUCGAGGUGUCCGAGGGCAGCAUAUGUUAACUACAGAGAUCUCGACCUCGGAGUCAACAACGUCCAUGGAGAAACGAGUUACGCACAAGCCAGCAUUUGGGGCAACAGAUAUUUCAAGAACAAUUUCGAUCGUCUUGUUCGAGUUAAGACUGAGGUUGAUCCCGAAAAUUUCUUCAAGAACGAACAGAGCAUUCCGCCACUGCGCUCAAGGUCUGCAUAGUGAAGGAGCUGGUGGCUGCUUAAAGAUCUAGAAGCUAACAGUUGUCCAUUGUUGUAGUUGCUAAUAAAAACGUGGUUAUGCUACUAAAUGCUUCUGCAAAAUCCUAAUAUACUUGUAGGCAAUUAAAAUUUAUGGCCAAUUAAAUUGUGCCAUGUGAAAAUUAUAAAUUAAAUAUUAAAUUAAAUAUUUUAUUUUA